Rosa chinensis is the source of this 968-nucleotide messenger RNA. RefSeq names its product organelle RRM domain-containing protein 6, chloroplastic. The coding region runs from base 87 to 644 and encodes 185 amino acids. NCBI's taxonomy places the organism in Eukaryota, Viridiplantae, Streptophyta, Magnoliopsida, Rosales, Rosaceae. Gene Ontology annotation, molecular function: RNA binding. The record is from RefSeq and is a predicted model, not a curated record. The transcript is spliced from 5 exons.
AAAUGUGGGCUGAAAAUUACGAAGCGGCGAAGAGGAUGAUGAAGUAAAGCGAGUGCAGGACUGUUAGAACUGAAACCUGAGAAACUAUGUGGGCAGCUCCGGUCUCUUUUCCAUCGUACAACUAUGGAAAACCCAUUAACACUCUUCAAGCUUCUGGGUCAAACCGUAGGGUGCCCAUGUCUUUGAAGCUCAGAGCUUCCUUCUACGACUAUCCUCUCGCAAGCAGAAUCAUGGUCAAAAGUGCAAUUUGUGUUUCUAAUCAGUUCCUCUCACUGACCUUUCUAUCCACUCUGCCUAUUGAAUAUGAUAUUAAAGAGCCACUUGAAUAUGAUAUACCAUAUUCCACCAGUGAAAAUAGUUUGCAGCAGAAGUUUUCAAAUUUCGGAGAGAUAGCUGAAGUUAAACUAGUGAAGGAUGAAACUUCAAAGAGGUCUAAGGGGUUUGCAUUUAUUCAGUAUACCAGCCAAGAUGAUGCAAUGCUUGCCCUGGAAAACAUGGACCACCAGACUUUUGAUGGCAGGGUCAUCUAUGUAGAGCUUGCAAAACCUGGUAAAGAUGCUUAUGCAGGAUACCCAAAAACAUCUGGACCCCCAAAGAAGCAGUAUAUGCAGCAGCAAGAGGAAGUUACAGACUGCUGGUACUGAUAGCAAACAAACAAACAGGAAAUUUCAAAAUAUUACUGGAUGCAAAAUGUACAUUUGACUCCCAGCAACUCAAUGUGGCUGAAGCAUUAAUGUUAUGGAGCCAUUAUUAGAAUGACUGAACAUCAUUCAUUACUCCAUUUGUAUUAGAAUGUAUGAAUAUAACAUUUGUUAUUAAUGGAAGUCUCAAAUGUCUAUGUGGUCAUGGAAAAAAGAUGUCCUUUCUUUAUGGAAAAAGGGAACUUAAUCCAUUGACAGAAGAAACCAGCUACAUUAGACAUGAGAUACAAUAGUAUAGAGAAUAAUUGCAUUUAAGCAUUUGAUUUA